GGAUUGAUGAAAUAGAAAGGUUCAAACAAAGGGUCUCUUGCUAGACAUAGCUGCUUGCUGCCCUAGCUAGGUUAUAAUUUUUGCCUUUGAAUCAAUCAUCUUCUUCAAGUUCUCCUCCCAUGGCGGCUUUCUUUUGAGUUUUCCUAGGUGCAAAGACAACCCACCUGUUCUUUUUCUUACAGAUCAUGCUGUUUUUCAUACCACUUUGAGAUCAACAAACUACUGUUCAUCUUCUCCUUUGUUUUCCUUUUUUUGUUGAUUUUUCGAUAUGGAUUCUCUUCAGGGUUUUGAAACCUCGAAUGCUAACCCUUCUUCCACUGCUUUGACCUCGAAUUUCCCUGCAAGUCUCUCGAUCACCACCGCCAACGGAAAACCGUUGUCGGUGAUGCCGUCCUCAUCCGCCCUGUCAUCAUCUUCUUCCUCCACUUCUCCGACUACUCUCAGCCGCUACGAGAACCAAAAGCGCCGUGACUGGAAUACUUUCGGCCAAUACCUCUGCAACCACCGCCCGCCUCUCUCCCUCUCCCGCUGCAGCGGCGCACACGUCCUGGAGUUCCUCCGGUACCUCGACCAGUUCGGGAAAACCAAAGUCCACACACCACUUUGCCCUUUCUUCGGUCACCCUAACCCUCCGGCUCCAUGCCCCUGCCCUCUCCGUCAAGCUUGGGGAAGCCUCGACGCUCUCAUCGGUCGCCUCCGUGCUGCCUUUGAGGAACACGGCGGCAAACCCGAAGCAAACCCUUUCGGUGCCAGAGCUGUUAGGCUUUAUCUACGUGAGGUUCGUGAUUCACAGGCUAAAGCCAGAGGCAUAAGCUAUGAGAAGAAGAAAAGGAAACGACCCCUUCAACCUCCUCCAUCUCUUCCACCAUCAAACAUCGAUCAAAAUCAGUAAGCAAACUAAAAAAAACAGCUGCAUG
Hibiscus syriacus is the source of this 917-nucleotide messenger RNA. RefSeq names its product protein LIGHT-DEPENDENT SHORT HYPOCOTYLS 4-like. Gene Ontology annotation, cellular component: nucleus. NCBI's taxonomy places the organism in Eukaryota, Viridiplantae, Streptophyta, Magnoliopsida, Malvales, Malvaceae. Bases 269 to 892 code for a protein of 207 amino acids. The record is from RefSeq and is a predicted model, not a curated record. The transcript has a single exon. Gene Ontology annotation, biological process: mRNA transcription; response to light stimulus.